UUUCUUAUUUAUGCCUGCCUGCUGCUUUUUUCUGUGUUGCUCUCUUUACGUCUGGAUGACAAAAUUCAAUGGAGUUACUGGGCCGUGUUUGCUCCCAUAUGGCUGUGGAAGUUAAUGGUGAUUGUUGGUGCCUCAGUGGGAACAGGAGUAUGGGCCCGAAACCCACAGUAUCGAGCAGAAGGAGAAACCUGUGUGGAGUUCAAAGCUAUGUUAAUUGCGGUAGGGAUCCACCUGCUGCUGCUGAUGUUUGAAGUUCUGGUGUGUGACAGGAUCGAAAGAGGAACCCAUUUCUGGCUUCUGGUCUUCAUGCCGUUGUUCUUUGUAUCUCCAGUGUCAGUUGCAGCUUGUGUGUGGGGAUUCCGACACGACAGGUCUCUGGAGCUGGAAAUCUUGUGUUCAGUCAAUAUUCUACAGUUCAUAUUUAUUGCACUCAGACUAGACGAGAUCAUCAGAUGGCCGUGGCUUGUUGUUUGUGUUCCACUGUGGAUCUUGAUGUCCUUUCUGUGUCUAGUAGUGCUCUAUUACAUUGUGUGGUCUGUUCUAUUCUUGCGCUCUAUGGAUGUGAUUGCUGAGCAGAGGAGGACGCACAUAACAAUGGCUGUCAGCUGGAUGACAAUUGUAGUUCCACUGCUCACAUUUGAGAUCUUACUAGUACACAGACUGGAUGGGCAUAAUUCUUUUUCUUUUAUACCCAUAUUUGUUCCUCUCUGGCUUUCACUGAUAACUUUAAUGGCAACAACAUUUGGACAAAAAGGAGGGAAUCACUGGUGGUUUGGAAUUCGCAAAGACUUUUGCCAGUUCCUGCUUGAAAUUUUCCCAUUCUUACGAGAAUAUGGAAAUAUUUCUUAUGAUCUUCAUCAUGAAGAUAAUGAGGAAACGGAAGAAACGCCACUGCCUGAACCACCAAAAAUUGCACCAAUGUUUCGAAAAAAGACUGGAGUGGUCAUUACACAGAGUCCUGGAAAAUACGUGAUUCCACCUCCUAAGUUAAACAUCGAUAUGCCAGAUUAAGAUGACAGUAGCAUGUUAAACUUGAACUGGGAAUCAGCA
Opisthocomus hoazin is the source of this 1050-nucleotide messenger RNA. The record is from RefSeq and is a predicted model, not a curated record. Lineage: Eukaryota; Metazoa; Chordata; Aves; Opisthocomiformes; Opisthocomidae.